This is a messenger RNA of Suhomyces tanzawaensis NRRL Y-17324, 996 nucleotides long. It is a transcript of the gene MCT1, whose product is annotated as [acyl-carrier-protein] S-malonyltransferase. The transcript has a single exon. Gene Ontology annotation, molecular function: [acyl-carrier-protein] S-malonyltransferase activity. The coding region runs from base 1 to 996 and encodes 331 amino acids. NCBI's taxonomy places the organism in Eukaryota, Fungi, Ascomycota, Pichiomycetes, Serinales, Debaryomycetaceae. Gene Ontology annotation, cellular component: mitochondrion. Gene Ontology annotation, biological process: fatty acid biosynthetic process. The record is from RefSeq and is a predicted model, not a curated record.
AUGAGACCCCAAUACACCCUAGCACUUCCUGGACAAGGAGUUGUCCGCAGCACGCUAUUGUCUCCGUACAAGAAGUACAGAUCGCUCUACAAGCCCCUAUUACAGGAGAUCGACAGUGCGUUGAACGAGCCUAUUAGCAUCCACCUCGAAGCCGAGAAUGGAGCUUCGGAGUGGCUCCAACACACCUCCAAUGCCCAGCCUGCGAUCCUCGCCACCUCCUACAUCAUCCACCAUAUCCUCAAGCAUGAGCAUGGCAUCGAUUUGGCUGGGAAUGCGCUGUACCUCAUGGGACACUCUCUUGGCGAGUACACUGCUCUUGUGCUUAGUGGAGUGUUUGAUCUUGCAUCUGGGGUCCAAAUAGUCCGCAAACGGGGCCAAUUGAUGGAGGACGUGGUAGAAUCAGCAUCUGGCGCUGCUGGGGCUUCAGGGAAUGAGACUAAACCGGGGUACUCGAUGCUGGCUCUUCUUUUUGCCAGUAGCCACAAGCUCCUACCAGUGCGAGCUCGCGCAAUCGAACAGGGCCUUCUUGCCAACGACAACUCCAGCACCCAGCUCGUGAUCUCCGGUGAAACUGGUGCCGUGGACAAGUUUAUAGAAUCUGCCAAUAGUGCCUCGAGGAUAAUUUCUCGAGCCACUCGUCUCCCGGUUAGUAUUCCGUUCCAUAACCGCAUUCUUGCACAGAUCGAGCCAGCAUUGGCCAACUACAUUAACACAUUCAAGCACAGCGAACCAGCAGUGCCUAUUGUGUCCAACCUCACUGGGAAACCUGUACUGGAUGCUGCGUCUGCGAUCGCCAAUGUGGUACUCCAGACCCACAGCACGGUUCAGUGGGCACAAUCGGUGGAUUUCGUGCACCAGCAAGGCGUGGACCAAAUGGUGUGCUUAGGGCCCGGAAAGGUGCUCGAGGGUCUCUUGCGCAGGAGCAGCAUACUGGGAAUUGCAGUGGAUACUCCAGAUACAUUUGGUGGGUUGAGUGAAUUCUUCAACCAACUGUAA